UCGGCCCGGCCGCGGAUGGCGGACAGCGGCCCGGCGGGCGGCGCGGCGGUGGCGGCCCCCGGGGGGGGCGGCCCCGGCCCCCGCGUCUACUUCCAGAGCCCCCCGGGCGCGGCGGGCGAGGGCCCGGCCGGAGCGGAGGACGAGGGCCCGGUGCGCCGCCAGGGCAAGGUCACGGUCAAGUAUGACCGUAAGGAGCUGCGGAAGCGGCUCAACCUGGAGGAGUGGAUCCUGGAGCAGCUCACCGGCUUGUACGACUGUCAGGAAGAAGAAAUUCCUGAGCUGGAAAUUGACGUGGAUGAGCUCUUGGACAUGGAAAGUGACAGCACCCGGGCCGCCCGAGUCAAGGAGCUGUUGGUUGACUGUUACAAACCCACCGAGGCCUUCAUCUCUGACCUGCUAGACAAGAUCCGAGGGAUGCAGAAACUGAGCACGCCCCAGAAGAAGUGAGGCCCCACCCCUACCUUAAUCCCCUCGCCUGGGGUGAGAUGGGGGCUGGCCACCUGGACAAUCGCUGCCCACCCUACUCCCCCCAGACCUUGUAGCAACAGCAAUACUUGAGGGGGGGGCCCUGCUGCCUGGGCCUGGUGCCCCUUGGAGGGCCCCUAGAGCCCCUCCCUGCUCCCCCCUGAGUUUCCGUUUGGGGUUUUUUUAUUAUUAUUAAGCUGAGGGACUUUUUGUGUUUUUAUAUCGAUGGCCACGCGGGCCCUAGAAUAAAGCCAGGACCUGCCUUUUGUGCA
This is a messenger RNA of Dromiciops gliroides (monito del monte), 737 nucleotides long. RefSeq names its product protein phosphatase 1 regulatory inhibitor subunit 14B (gene PPP1R14B). The transcript has 4 exons. Gene Ontology annotation, biological process: regulation of phosphorylation; innate immune response. The record is from RefSeq and is a predicted model, not a curated record. Gene Ontology annotation, cellular component: cytoplasm. Bases 16 to 447 code for a protein of 143 amino acids. NCBI's taxonomy places the organism in Eukaryota, Metazoa, Chordata, Mammalia, Microbiotheria, Microbiotheriidae. Gene Ontology annotation, molecular function: protein serine/threonine phosphatase inhibitor activity.